UCUAUAUUUACAUUAAAGAAAUUAUACCUUGACCUUUUCUUGGAUGAUUCUAGGAAUUGGGCUCCUGGGAAUCCCGAUAACUAUGAUGGCAUCGGAGAAGAUUGUGUUGAGAUGUAUGAAGGAGGGACAUGGAAUGACGAACAGUGUCUGGCCGCCAAUGCUUUUGUCUGCUCAAAAGGAUCAGAAGAAAUCCCCAAAUGUAACAUCAAGGAUGGUUGGGAAUCUUUCGGUGACAAGUGUUACCUAUGGGUAACUGAUACUAAGGACAUGGAUUUUGCUACACAGUAUUGUACCUUGAUGGAUGGAUACAUCAUAUCUAUCAAUUCGGAAGAAGAACAGACGUUUGCUACUUCAAUGCAACUACGUCAUGCUAACGUGCAAUACUGGAUUGGACUCAGUGAUGAAGGCAACAAAGGCACAUUUACAUGGCAAGAUGGGACUGGUAUAACAGACUACGAACAUUGGGAUCUCAAUGAACCUGACCCAGAGAUAUAUCCUGCUUGUGGUAGGAUAAAGGGACCGUACCCGGAUGUAUGGAGUGUGGAUGAUUGUAGUUCGACAAAGAGAUUUAUCUGCGAAAAACCACAAGGUACGUGUGCAGAGGGUUGGAUCCUUCACGGAGGUGAAUGCUAUCAGUUCAACGCGAUAAAGAGAACAUGGAUUGAUGCAAGUUAUUACUGCAGUACCCAAGGGGGGUGGCUUGGUACCAUAUUUGAUGGUGCAGAAAAUACUUUUAUUGCGUCCAAAAUGGGCCGUCUUCAAGACGAAAAUGUUGCCAGAAUGUGGAUUGGAUUCUCAGAUUAUCUCAAUGACAGUAAUUGGCAGUGGGUGCAUGAUACCAGAUCUACGUAUGAAAAUUGGAUUGACCAACCCAUUAAUACUGAAGAUCAAGCAGACUGUACCUACCUUGAGACAGCUGACACAUCUGGUGCAUGGAAUCAAAUGUUAUGCGCAUCCUCUGCUGGGUUCCUCUGCAAGAUAAAAGCUGAAUCCACCGUAACACCUGUGACAGAUCCCGAUAGUAAGUAA
Lytechinus variegatus (green sea urchin) is the source of this 1029-nucleotide messenger RNA. Its product is annotated as macrophage mannose receptor 1-like. Gene Ontology annotation, molecular function: signaling receptor activity. The transcript is spliced from 9 exons. The annotation marks the transcript as partial. Lineage: Eukaryota; Metazoa; Echinodermata; Echinoidea; Temnopleuroida; Toxopneustidae. The record is from RefSeq and is a predicted model, not a curated record.